AUGAUUAUAUCAACCCAAUAUCACCGAUCACCUGAAUUGGACAGUUCAUUUUUGAAUCGUCUAACGCUAUGGUGGUUCAACGCCAUACCUGUGCUUGGCUCAAGGAAAGCGUUGGAAGUGAACGAUUUGUAUCAGCUGAACGAGGGCAGCACUUCUGCCUACUUGGUACCGAAAUGGGAGUCAUUCUGGCAACCGGCUAUGCGGAGUCAGUGUGAUCAUCAUGUUUCUAUGACACUGAUACUGAUGAUGCGUAGGAUCUCUGAUAAUGAUGAAAAUUAUGAAACAAAAACAGCACUAAUAUUUCUAACGUAA
This is a messenger RNA of Anisakis simplex (herring worm), 312 nucleotides long. NCBI's taxonomy places the organism in Eukaryota, Metazoa, Nematoda, Chromadorea, Rhabditida, Anisakidae. The record is from the annotation of a GenBank genome assembly.